This is a messenger RNA of Tinamus guttatus (white-throated tinamou), 491 nucleotides long. Lineage: Eukaryota; Metazoa; Chordata; Aves; Tinamiformes; Tinamidae. The record is from RefSeq and is a predicted model, not a curated record.
UAGAACUUGAUGAUAUUAAGGAAGCACACAGUGCACUGAAAAAGAAGUGGCAAGGUAAAGGAGAACUACUUAGAGAGCUGGAGGUACAAGUUAAACAAAUGAAGGAGAGCUUUGAUGCCAAAGAGAAGAAGUUGAUUGAUGAGAGAAAUAAAAGUCUUCAAGCUCAGAAAGUUGCGGUGGAGAAGCUUCAUGCAAUGGAUGAUGCUUUUAGAAAGCAACUUGAGUCAGCAAUAGCAGCUCAUCAGGCAGAACUGUUGCAGCUGGCAAAUGAAAAAGAAAGGCAAAUUGAAGAAGCAAAUGAAAAAGUGUACCAUGUUGAAGAAGAAAUGCGUCAGCUUCUACAGGAAAUGGCAAACAACAAAAUAGCCAUGGAAAAUAAAAUAAGACGACUUACAAAUGCACUGAAUGAUAUUCAACAAGAUCUUUAAAAUAGUAUGCCUUACGUCUGAGAGUUUACCUGUUCUUAAACAUAUGCACUAAGAAAGUGUAUG